This is a messenger RNA of Betta splendens (Siamese fighting fish), 6306 nucleotides long. It is a transcript of the gene lhx5, whose product is annotated as LIM homeobox 5. Gene Ontology annotation, biological process: regulation of transcription by RNA polymerase II; neuron differentiation. Gene Ontology annotation, molecular function: DNA-binding transcription factor activity, RNA polymerase II-specific; RNA polymerase II transcription regulatory region sequence-specific DNA binding. The transcript has 5 exons. Lineage: Eukaryota; Metazoa; Chordata; Actinopteri; Anabantiformes; Osphronemidae. The record is from RefSeq and is a predicted model, not a curated record. The coding region runs from base 3519 to 4709 and encodes 396 amino acids. Gene Ontology annotation, cellular component: nucleus.
GCUCAGGUGUCCGGACUGUCACGGUGCAGAGUGGACGGGGGUGAUGUGGGAAUCGCGGGUGUCACAUUUAUCUGUGUUCUUAUGCAUUUUAUAUUCAUAAUUUAUAUGCAUCUGUUUUCUUCGGCUCACUCUGCACUUCAACCAGCACAGUUCUUUCCUUCUUCCAGUUGCCAGAAUGGAAAUUUGUGCCUUUCAUCCUGAAUGAGCAUAAUCUGUAGGAACUCGAGCUGAAGGGACGCGCCGGGUUCAGGGUUUGUGGAUGUGGCUCGCAGUGUUUAAAUGACUCUUUUUACUCCUGUGCAUUGCAAACUCAAAGGAGUAAUAGAGAAACGGCGAGAGCGCGAGAUGUGCAGCUGCAGUGAUAUUUCAUGAAGGCCCCUCAGCAAAGAAAGCAGACUGAUGCUCAAACCACUUCACACGUUGGUCCUUGGAAAAUGUGUGUUGUUUGUAUGUAUGUAAACAGUGGAGCACUAACAAAACUACGCUCCGAAUCAAAUAAUUAAAAACUGUUUUAAGCAGUUUAUUAAAAAGCAGUUCAUCAAAAUGUUUGCGCCGCGGUUUGGACGGCUUUAUGAAACCUUCUUACUCGGCUCGAAGGCUUUCUGAUCUGCAUUUGAUGUGAUGAAUGACAACAAUCCGUCUUCCCGCGUUCCAGCUUGGAUGAAGGCUUCGCUAAAAUGCUUUGUGAGCAGACAUGAGAGCCAUGAAAGUGUGAAAAUGCAAUAUAAAUUCCAGGAUAUAGGCAAUUUGGUGCUACUUCUAGUGUUACUGUUUUAAACUGAUUGGACUUUUUUUUACUGAGAAAAUGCCUUAAAAGCUCAAAAAAAGACAAUCGGGUAUUAUCUAUUAUUUAAAUGACAUGACCGAGUGUUGCUUCAUGAGCUAAACACUAGUUUAAUAAAAGCUUUUCCAUUCUACCUUUAAUGUCUUUGAAGCUGUUCUAAUCUAGUUCCCAAUGAAUGUGUUGAGUUUAUAUCAGAAUGUGGCCUUGUUUUGCCCAGCCUUGAUUUUUAGCCUCAUGAAGAAUGUAAAAGAACUGAACUAGACCCAGAUGAUCCACCUCAAGUCCAGAAGAGAGCGAUUCACAAGCCUCUGCAGACUGGCAUAAAUCUUUAUGACCUGAAAGCAUCACAACACGUAACAAAGAGAAGUCAAUGUAUAAAAAUAUUAAAGAAAAGGGGCUUAAAGUGUUCUGUAAAAACCAGAAUUGAUUUAGUUCCUAUAGGAGGAUGGAACACCACGUUGCGUUAUUAUGAUCGCUGGUUGAGGGUCAUACGCUUCAAUGUGCAGGUGUCAGGUUCCAUUUAGUAUGUACGUGGUGGUGCAGGAUGGAGCCGGCACCGCUGUGUAUGCGAUGGUGUAACACAGGAUUCCCACUGAAGAGAAGAGAAAAGCCUGUUGCUGUCCUUGGUGCUCCCUGCCUUCAGCACCACUGACAGCUCCCUCCUCCCUCCACAGGUGAGUGCCUUGCUUUUUGGGUGGUGCUCAGUGUGCACAAGGGCAAAGAGCUUUUUUUUAUUCCCCUCACAAUGCCAUGUGUUUAUAUUCAAACAAGAGGCGAUUGGAAGCAUUUGCCUCAUGUGUUCUUUUUCCCACCGUGCGUGGGCUUUUUUUUUUUUUGCCUGUCUCUCCUCAAUACGCACAUUUGUUUUAUUGUCUCUGCCUUGUUUCACAGGCAUAAAGGCGCUCGGUUUAGCAGGAGCUGGGAUCACUUCUCAACACACGGCUCAAACCUGGAGCACGAAUCCACAUUUGGUGUCUGAGGUUCUGCUGGUGGUGAAUUCUAUCCGCUUCUGAAGCACUCCAUAAAGUUAAUGAUUGGAGGCAGAUGAUUCUGACUCUGGGACAAGUUCAGGUCAAAUGUAGAAGUGACCCUUUCAACCCAAAAGCAGUAAUAGGAGCAGAUCAGAUUGAUCUGUACAGAAUUAAUUAUACAUAAUAGCAAAAAAAUCUAAUUAAUUCAUGUUGUAAUAUUAUUAUUAAACACCAAAAAUCUCAGUGGACAUUCAAAUCUGACGCAUGAAAAUCACUGCCCUCUAAAAACUGAGAAACAGACCAAUAUUAUUUUACCCUGUAAAUAACCUGAUUCACCUUUGUUGGUGCUCUGGACAUUAAUCUGUGUUUUUGAAUUCCCUCUAUCAUCGCCAUAUUUAUCUUUUCAUUCUGAUGGCGUGUGUAAUUCAUCUCAUUUAUUCUAAUCUUUUAGGACUAUAUUGUUAUUUUCAGCCCGGUUGUUUAUGUGUCGCUCUCUAAAUGUUGUCUCAUGCGACUCAUGAAGGUGCAAAAUGAGUCAAAAUUCACACCUAAUGUUAUUUAAAUGAAUCUCCAUUAACCCGGAAAGACAAAGCUUAAACAGUUCUCAUCCAGCCCCUAACAUGAAUUAGCGGAUUGUAUGUUUGCUUAACUGCAACUAACAAAACGCGGCUUUUGGUAAAUAUUGAAAUUCCCUUCGAUUGGUGGCCGGUCUGUUAAAGCACCGGGUGACCAGGCUCUCGCUAUUGAUGAGCUCCAGCUAAUCCAUCGCAUUUCCCUGUAAAUAGCUUUAUGCAUGAGAAAAGGCCCGCGGCCCCUCCUCUUCGCCCCGCACAGCCACAGCGUGAUGCAAGAGCGGUUUGUCACAGGGCCAUUAUAAAGCAGUGUAGCAUUAGCCCAUGUUCGGCUACUCCCACUCCAGUCGCAUCUAUUCAGAUUCAUUUCAGCGCCGUGUCCCCCGCUCGCUGCGCAGGUACAACCCUCGCGCUUUAUGUGCGGACCUUCGCGUGUUGAAGUCCGACGGAAAUGCUGUGCGGCUGCGGACUCUAACUCGCAUCUGAUGCUUUUACCCUGAAAAGUCUCCGCAACCCUCCAGGAAACCUUCCGCGCGCACGACGGCCUCCGAAAGCGCCGCUGGAAACACCUUGCGCUCGCGGCCCCCCGGUCGUUCGGUGGACGACGCGAGAUUCGAGUCAGCUCCGAGGCGCAGCUAUGAGCGUGUAACCACAACAACCGCGCGCUGAUUGGCUGCGCCGGCACGGGAAUUAACGAGGGCGUCAUCCAAUCCGAGCGCAGGACGCUCGACGCGCAGGCAAAACCUCGUGAUAACGCAGGCACUGUAACGCGAAAGUGGCGGCGCGAGGUGAGCCCGGAGGAAAUGAGAGGACCCAAAACAAAGCACGAGCGGCGGAUAAAACAUUAGAAACACGCGCGUUUGAAGAAUGAAGUUUUAAAAGUAAGUUGGCGAGAGAACAUGUCUGCUUUGUUUGUUGCGCAGUCCAGCAGCUGGUGCGGCUGAAAUCUCUCCCCUCGGCUGGAUUGUGGAUUGUGAUAAGUGCAGGACAGCAACCAAACGGGACCAGGACUACCACCGUUCCGAAGGGAUUGUCACUCCGCUGCCUUUGAACAGGAGCUUCUCCCCAUUUUCGCGUGACAGCAAAUCCCCCAGAGCCACGACGUUGCUCCGAGUAGACGCGAGUGGCCCCAGUCCGAGCAGCGCAGUCCGUGCGGGAAGGUCGGCACUCGGCUCCCUGCAGGCCGGAGACAUGAUGGUCCAUUGUGCCGGGUGCGAACGGCCCAUCCUGGACCGGUUCCUCCUCAACGUGCUGGACAGAGCCUGGCACGCCAAGUGCGUCCAGUGCUGCGACUGCAACUGCAACCUCACCGAGAAGUGCUUCUCCAGAGACGGAAAGCUCUACUGUAAAAUGGACUUUUUCAGGCGGUUUGGCACCAAAUGUGCGGGCUGUCUGCAGGGAAUCUCCCCAAACGACCUGGUCCGCAAAGCCCGCAGCAAGGUGUUUCAUCUGAACUGCUUCACCUGCAUGGUGUGUAACAAGCAGCUGUCCACGGGGGAGGAACUCUACGUGAUAGACGAGAACAAGUUUGUGUGCAAAGAAGAUUAUCUGGGCUCCGGAGCCAUUAAGGAAGUCAGCUUGAACUCAGUGUCGUCGUGUACCGAUAGGAGUUUAUCGCCGGAUCUGCAGGACCCAAUACAGGACGACGUAAAGGAGACGGACAAUUCGACGUCCUCAGAUAAGGAAACGAACAAUAUUGAGAAUGAGGAGCAGAACUCGGGGACCAAAAGGCGGGGGCCCCGGACCACCAUCAAGGCCAAGCAGCUGGAAACGUUAAAGGCCGCGUUUGUCGCCACGCCGAAGCCGACCCGGCACAUCCGGGAGCAGCUGGCCCAGGAAACGGGACUAAACAUGCGGGUGAUCCAGGUUUGGUUCCAGAACAGAAGAUCCAAAGAGCGACGGAUGAAGCAGCUGAGUGCUCUGGGCGCCCGACGGCAUGCCUUUUUCCGGGGCCCGAGAAGAAUGAGGCCGCUAGGAGGCAGGCUGGAGGAUCCGGACAUCCUGGGACCAGGAGCCUACGGAUACUAUGGAGAGUACCAAGGUGACUAUUACGGGCCGGCGAGUAACUACGACUUCUUCCCCCACGGCCCUCCCUCCUCACAAGCUCAGUCCCCAGCUGAGUCCCCCUACAUCCUGGGCUCUGGACCUGGAGCCAUGGAGGCGUCGGGCCACCAUCCUUCAGACGACCAAAGGUUCACGGACAUGAUCUCUCAUCCAGAAACCCCCAGUCCGGAGCCCGGCUUACCGAGCUCCCUGCAUCCUGUCCCGGGGGAGACGUAUGGCGGGGGACCCAGUCCUCCCUUCUCAUUGGCCAGCAACUCCAGCUACAGCGCUCCCAUGUCCCACCAAGGCCCGGAGAUGGGAGAAACCACGGCCUGGUAAAAGGCCGGACCCCAGAGACCGUUGGUGGGCUGGUUCGUUCAGGAGACGAACGGAGAACAGAACCGUCACUGUGGAGAGAAACGCAGUAGAAAUGUCUAUGGAGGACUGGUUUUCUUUGAGCUACUGGAACUGGAAUCGGAACUCUGAUCGUUUGCUGGACAAGUAACGUUUGCUGCUCGGUGGACUCUGGAUUACUGGACUUGAAGUCUUAAAACAAAUGUUGUGAUUGCACCCGGCAGUAAUGCUUCUGGCCUUCCCCUUGAUGUUAGCGAAGGUAUCUUCUAAUGCUCUAGGAUCACGUUAGACAGACAUGCCAAAGGGGACGACUUUAGUUUUCUUAAUUUCUCAACACAUUUUAUAAAAAUGUUGCUUCCAAGCAAUAUCCUUUUUUUUUUUCAUUCUGUUGCUCUUUACCUGUCCUUACUGCUGGGUUGCUGCCCUAGCCUCAAUACUCACAAACAAAGGACCAGGUUGAAUAAAUGCUUUAAUGUUCAUACACACACACACACACACACACACACACACACACACACACACACACACACGAGGCAACCAGGGCAGGAGGCGUAAAAUCUGAAACGUUGCUCAUCUUUUAUUUCAUUUUCUGUAAGACACUGUCAAAAUAAAAGCUCCACGCAUACACACGUCACUGCUGACUCUGCAGGGACAAGUCCCACAAUGCACAAGACCCGCUUGUGAUCAUAUCUUAAAAGAAAGAUGUCUACGCCGUUAUUCAAAACACGGACACAAUUAUACCGGCACUUGCACCCACGCGCGCUCUCAUGCACGCACACACGCCUCACGCCCAUCCAGGCAGCCCCCGAUAGUUCUGCUUCGCACACCGCUUCACCUGACCUUCCCUUUGUUACUGUCCCUUUUAAAAAACAUGUUUUAAUGGAAAUGAUUUUCAAAAGAACAUUGAACCCAUAAUGGAGAAUCUCCUUCAACAGCUGAGGUCUCCUUCCUCUAAAGGGAGAAAACAAAAGAGGGGGCAGACAACAUCUGUGACAUUACCGCUGUCUGCUGAGCGCGGCGCUCGGUGCCAUCUAGUGGCUGUGCUCUUUUAUGACGCGCCAUUCAAGAGUCCAUCUGUGUGCACGUGGCCAUCUAUGCACAGCAGAGGACAAGCAGUUAUUUUAAUAAUGGCGGUGGGUAAUAAUGCAGAUUCAGAGGCGAGUGUCAUCAGGCUGACAUCAGCGGAGCAAAUACUUUCACCUCUCUUUAUGACACGACACACACGCAACCGAAGGGCGGAGGGAAUUCGACGCAAAGCUCCACAACGCUCUGCACCCACACAUGUAAAGCUGAUUUAGAUAUUGUUUGCAGAUCAUGUGUGUUUCCUUUGGACAUUGUAUAAGAUCUAGAAAAGAAUGUGUCUUAUUUCUGAUUACUAAGAUAUUCUUGGAGUGUGUGUGUGUGUGUGUGUGCGCAUGCUUGGAUGCUCAGGUGUGUGUGUGCGUGUGUGUGCGUGUGAGUGUGUGCGUAGGCGUGUGUAUGUGUGCGUGUGUGCGUGCAUGUUUACAGGGGUGAACAGAGGCGAGACUGUAUUAUUUCUAUGUAAAUAGCACUGGUAAUAAAACCUUCUGUUACAACUUAA